This is a messenger RNA of Camelina sativa (false flax), 1790 nucleotides long. The record is from RefSeq and is a predicted model, not a curated record. NCBI's taxonomy places the organism in Eukaryota, Viridiplantae, Streptophyta, Magnoliopsida, Brassicales, Brassicaceae.
UUCUCCCUUCUACAAAUACCCUCACAGUCUCUUUCCCUCGUCUUCUAAGUUUUUUUUUUGUUUUCUCGCCUGAGACUGGGUCCCUUGAGAUUUCUCUCAUUAUUGAUACUUAAACAAGCAGCAACCUCCUCCUUUCUCCGUUUCUUUUUUUUAUAAACUCUUCUUCGCUCUCCGUAAAAACUAAAUCAGUUAAACAAAAACAAAAACAAGAAAAAAGAAAAAGCUAUGGAACCUUGUAGCGUAACCGAGGAUGCUGAGUUUUGGCUUCCGACUGAGUUUCUUACUGACGACGAUUUUCUCGUUGCUAAAGAGAACAACGCUGGUGGAGGACUCGAUCUCGAUGACUCCUUCUCUUACGGGCCGCGUCUUGGAUUUGGGGCUUUUCGCUCUACCGUUAAGCCUAAUAACGCAUGGUCUAUGGGUAAGGAAGGUGACGAUGAGAAGUUCUUAGCCGGAUUGACUCGGCAGAUGGUUCAGUCAUCUCUGGAAGAUGAUUUCUCCGGUGAUCAUCACUCUUUUCCCGCCGGUAACAACAACAAGUCGUUGGGUAUGAAUCGUUCGCCUCUGUGUGUCGCCGGAACUGGGUGCUGUUGCCGGACUCAGAGAUCGAACCGGAAUUGCGAUUCUCGUGUUUCUUCGUGGGAUCUGUACUGUGCCGCGGCGGAGGAAGUAGCCAGGAUGAGUAUCAUCGACGAACACUACCAUAGUAGUGGCAGAGGACUUCUCGCUUCUCCCACAAAACUUUCCUCCUCCGCCGCCACCGCCGUUAAAAACCACCCUAACAACGGCACCGGUUACUUCAAUCAACAUCAAUCUCUCCCGUACCAGAAGCUACAAGCUAUCCAAUUUCAGCAGCUAAAGCAGCAACAGCUGAUGAAACAUCAUCAUCAUCGCCAAUUGGUGCAUCAGAGCAGAGGAGUACGACUUAAUAAUAAUGGUAACAAAAAUGUUGGUGGUCCAGUUGAUUUGUCGUCUUCUGCAUGGUCUAAUCAGCUUCCCAGGCGUGAUGUUAUGAGAGCUGUAUUCAUCGGAGAUCAAACCGGUAAACGUGGCUCUACCGGAACUGGAGUCUUCUUACCUCGUAGCGUUAACCGCACUUCUUCAAGAGCUGAGUCUCGUGACGAUAAUAAGCCCACUCUAUCGACUGUUUUGGUUCCGGCUAGACUUACUCAGGUCCUGAAUCUGAACGUAGGCGAACCAGUCCGGUCUUCAGGAAAUCUCAACGAUGUGUCGUGGAGACAGAGGAGCAACAAUGGUGGGUUCUCAAGCCAGCUGCACGGUGGUGUUAGGGCGGAGCAGCCAGUGAACGAGCCUCGGUUACCAUCGGAAUGGGCUUAUUGAUCGAUUUGGUUUCCGUGACUUUUGGGUGUGUUUAGGAUGAAGACUAGGGUUUGGAAGAAACAAAGAAAUAAGAAGACUAGGAUUUGAUGACAGGUAGUGAAAUAGUGGAGUAGGGUUUUCAUAUAUAGAUAGUGGAAGAUUUGGAAGAAGAAGAAGAAGAAAUAAAAGAAAGGAUAGAGAAUGUGAAGUGACGAGGUUUUGGAUCGUUUAACCACCAUUGAUGGCUGAUAGUUGAAGAAAAGAGCAUUGCGAGAGAGACAGGGCCAGAGGCGACUUUUGUUUUUGGUUUUCUUUUAGAAAUUAAAUGUUAAGUCUGUCACCGGGCUGUUGCUUUAGUAUCAACCUUCCUCUCUCUCUUUCUCUUUUGUUCUCUCAACUCAACUCUUAAUAAGCAAUGGACAGGUAUUAGUAAAAAUAAAAAGAUUGUUAUAUAAUUCUGUUUCCCAUUA